AUGAGGCCAACGACCCAUUUGAUGUUACCUCGGGCACUACAAGAAGUAGAUAUCUUUGCCAAAACAGUUGACGCCAUUACCACUUCUGAAUUUCGUAACAGAGCCCUAUAUCCAGCUAAAGCUUUACUCUUUACUAGAAGAAAUCAGAAGACCCAGACUCUGAGAGAAUCUCUACCAACUUUUCUACCGGCUAUAAAUAAAUGGUUUGUAUGUCGGGGUAGACACAGUGCUUCCCUCUCGUCCCAAUACCUCAGUCCCUUUGCUCAUACGCUUGUGCCCUAUGAGAUCAUAGGUCCUGCUCAAUCUUCUCUCGCCGAUCUCCUUAUGGCUGUAUACACUCCACAGCCUCAUCCGAGCAAUGCUGCCCCUUCCGACUGCUUCCACCAGUUCCACGCGCCGCUCUCGCUGCUUUUACACAGCUCUGCCGUCGGCCUCUAUGUUGCGCAAGCCUCACUCCAACAACUACCGGAAGAGUUAAAAAAAGACCUCCCAGUACCUCAUAUCGUGAGAGAGGCUGGUCGAGGGGACAUCUAUGAUGCCAACCUUUGGUUGGGCAACCCACCAACGUAUACGCCGUUGCAUAAAGAUCCAAAUCCUAAUUUAUUUUGCCAGCUGGCUGGUCGAAAACGAGUACGGCUCUACUCGCCAAAGGUUGGCCUUGAGAUUUUCCGUGAAGUAAGAUUGUCUUUGGGUGAUACUGAUUCUAGGGGAACGAUAAGAGGGCGGGAAAUGAUGGAGGGAUUUGAGAGAGUUGAGUUGGAGCGGACUGUUUGGGGACCUGGUUCAGAGCAGAUGUGGGAGGGGAUGGAGGUGGACUUGGAGGCUGGGGAUAGUCUCUUUAUUCCUGAGGGCUGGUGGCAUACGAUUCGAGGCUUGAAGGAGGGAGUAGAAGGAGAGGUAAUCGCUAGUGUAAAUUGGUGGUUUAGAUAA
Molecule: messenger RNA, 930 nt
Organism: Blumeria graminis f. sp. triticale
Lineage: Eukaryota; Fungi; Ascomycota; Leotiomycetes; Helotiales; Erysiphaceae
Source: the annotation of a GenBank genome assembly